This is a messenger RNA of Paramecium sonneborni, 147 nucleotides long. The record is from the annotation of a GenBank genome assembly. NCBI's taxonomy places the organism in Eukaryota, Ciliophora, Oligohymenophorea, Peniculida, Parameciidae.
AUGAAUUUAAUUACUCUAAAUUUCAAAGUUUCAUAAAUGAAAAAAUAGUUUAGAGAAUCAAAACAAAAAUUACUUACAAAUAUCCUUAUAUAUUUUAAGUGUGAAUCUUUGGCCUUAUUAAUUUUGUUUCGAUUUUACAUUGUUUGA